Cuscuta epithymum is the source of this 1888-nucleotide messenger RNA. NCBI's taxonomy places the organism in Eukaryota, Viridiplantae, Streptophyta, Magnoliopsida, Solanales, Convolvulaceae. The record is from the annotation of a GenBank genome assembly.
AUUAACGAGGUGGUGGCGGCCGAAGUAACUUCUGUCGGGCGGUGUCACCGGAAAAUUUAAUGUCACUGGAAUGUGGCGGCGUCACUGUGGCCAGCGGCGAUAUCCGACUGGCGGCGGUAACUGGCGGGAAGAGGUUGUCGAUGUCACUGUAUUUGUGUCACUGCAGGGUGUUAGUGUAGCUCGUUGCUGUAGUUACUACAUACUACUCACAUUUUUGGAAUUUAAAAAGGUCACUUUUGUGUCUAUGGUCAAUUUAUUAGUAAUAUUCUAGUAAAACCCCCCUAUAAAUUACAUGGUAGAAUAUUUCAUGGUAAUAUUGGACUGAAGAAACUAUUACAGGGACACGUGAAUGAAUUAUCUACUGCAUCAUGCUUACGGUAGUCCACACUUGUCUCGCCACAAGCCCGUCCGCUUCUGUCGGCGACGCUUUUUGUUCUCCUCCGCGAACCACCUACUUCGAACCCACGCGCCGCUGUCAGAGACCCCCCCUUAGAAAUGUCAACUGCCGCUAUUCUUCCUCUUGCGCCAAUCACUAGUACCCACCUCCGUUCACAUGCACCGCAGAUCACCCGAUUCCUCCCCCACGCCUCCUCAUCCAUGAACCUCCUCCGACCACUCCUCCGCCGCAGCCAUCUCCGUCGUCUCUCCGUCUCCGCCGCCGCCGCAGUCCGUCAGGAAAGCACCGUCUGGACUCCGGCCCCUCUCUCGACUGUCUCUCCCGCGGCCGAGUCGCUCUUCCACGUUACCAUCGACGUGUCCGACUCUCCUGACCUCGCGGUUUCCCAUACCAAGGCUGGGCAGUACCUCCAGCUCCGCGUCCCAGACGUCGAAAAGCCUUCAUUCCUUGCUAUUGCCUCCCCGCCGACCCUUUCUGCCGCGAAGGGCGUCUUUGAGUUUUUAGUGAAGACCGUCCCUGGCUCGACAGCGGAGCUUCUGUGUAAUCUCCAAAAAGGAGACGUGGUGGAGCUGAGUUCGGUGAUGGGGAAAGGUUUCGAGAUUGAUCUGAUUUCUCCGCCAGAGAAGUAUCAGACUGUUCUGAUUUUCGCCACCGGGUCUGGAAUAAGUCCUAUUCGGUCUCUGAUUGAGGGAGGAUUUGGUGCUGACCAAAGAUCUGAUGUGCGAUUAUAUUAUGGUGCCCGUAAUCUAGAGCGAAUGGCUUAUCAGGAUAGGUUUAAAAGUUGGGAGUCUAGUGGAGUUGAAGUUGUGCCAGUAUUAUCUCAACCAGAUGAUUUUUGGGAAGGAGAGCGUGGCUAUGUGCAGGCUGCAUUUGCCAAAGCCAAAAAGCUUUUUAGAGCACAGUCAACCGGUGCAGUCCUUUGUGGACAAAAACCAAUGGCUGAGGAGGUAACUUCUAUACUUAUAGCUGAUGGCGUCUUGGCUGAAAAGAUAUUGAAGAAUUUCUGACCUCAGAAUUUAGAACCAGAUUGUUGUAUUACUAUUGAGUUUUCAAUAGCAACAAAAAAUUAAUUUGACCUGGGCAGACAGCAUACUGCAACUUUUUUGCACAAAGUUUGGUUGCUGCAUUCACAUUUGAUCUCAAACCGACCACAAGGUAGUGAUAGAUGCUCGGAGUUUGUAGGUGCAGACUUUAUACUCUUCAUUUUUGCCGUCUGUCUAUUAUCAUAUGAACUGAGAUGGAGCACAACUUUGAUCCAAUAUAGAAAUAAUAAUAAUAAUUAUAUUAUAUCGUAGUACUACAUUCUUUGUAUUGAAAAAAGAGUCAGAGUUUUGUAUGUACAUUUGAAAUAUUUGUAUCAGAAGUUUUGUGAUGGAUAUUCUGUCUUGAACAGAAGUUUGAAAUUGUAUGAGUGUUCAGGUACUUCAAACGUUUGUAUUUGUGGUUUGUUUCGUUAAUUGCCAGUAUCAUUUCACUCUUUAGAUUAAGAAC